UACCGCUCGAAGCGAGCAGCCAUUUUCCUUUGUACAGACUCACAACCGUAAUACCACCGUAGUUAGACAUUACUGUCUUUUGCCGUAAUGGCAGUGUAAAGUGUGCCGCGACCCAGCAGCAACCAACCAAACAGUGCAUCCAGCCAGUGCACUGAGUCACUUCUAACUCAGCAACAUGUCGUCCUACGUGGAAACCUUCAGUACUGCUGCAUUCGACAGCAUAAAAGAGUUGAUCGCCGUCCUAACUUUGUCACACACCCCGUUUGUGACCGACAACGACCACUAUGACCAUGACGAUGACAAGCUCACAGUUUGGCCUGGAAGACAUGGAGGCCCUUCUUUGGGGGCCUUCCUCUCUCAUGGUUGAUGCCCUGGACCCCCCGUUUCUUCAUCCUGACAAAGAUGGACAACAGGAAGGAGGAGAAGUCCUGCUGCCGGGGCACACGUCGCCCCUCGCCUCCUCGGUACUUUCUUCAUCGUCUCCGCCACCUUUCUACUCUCCUCCUCCCUCGCCACCAGCUGUUGACCUGAGUGGAGACAAAGCUGGGAUGGAGUCUGAGCUGCUCCCCCUCUCUUGGUUGGACCAGCCGGUUCAGCCGAGAUCGAGUCACAUGGUUUCGGGGGACAGUAAAGAUGAUGUGCUCAGUGAUCUGGACUGGAUGGCUGAGAGGGUGGAUCUGGGUGAUUUUGACCUGGACUCCCUGAUCGGCCCCUGCAGUCCUGUUGAAGAGUCUCCCAGCUCUCCAGACGAUCUUCUCGCUUCCCUGGAUUCUCCCAUGGAGCUCGACUCCUUCCCCCUACAGACACUCCCAGCUCCAGUUAACUCAAGUUCUCCAUCUGCUUCCUUUUCUGACGCCCCCUCUCUGUCCACUCCCACUCUCUGUUCAGAUCCUCCUGUCACCUCCAUAGAUGAGGCUGGUGGGCAAGAGGUUCCCUCCUCCCCACUUUUGGUCCCUGAGCCACAGGAGGAGCUUGAGAUAACGUCUGAACCUGCUUCUCCUGGCUCGUCUCCUGCUGUGGUUGAUUCCCCGUCCUCUCCAGCCUUCACGUUGGAUCUGGGCAGCGAAGUGGAUAUCUCUGAGAGCGAGGUGAAGCCCGUUUUAGCCUCUGUGGUUCCUCAGGCCCCGAAGAUCGUGCUGUCCCUCUCAUCACCACGAAUUGUCCUCGUGCUGGCUCCCAAAAAUGAUGUCGGGGUCACUUCCACAGCUGAGGUAAUUCACUGCCCCUUGACAUCCUCUCCUCCACAGAAGUCCCCCAGAAGCAGACCCUACCCAAACCCCCAAAUCAAAGCCAGUCCGCCCUUCCCCAGCGCCGCCGCUGAUGAGGUGAAGUCUGUCCGGGCUCCAGGGGGAAAGGAAAGGCCCACUUUGAAAGCACCAAAAGACAAGAAACAGAAGAAGAUGGAGCAGAAUAAGACGGCUGCCACGCGCUACAGGCAGAAGAAAAGAGCUGAACAAGAUGCUCUUCUGGUGGAGUACGGUGAGCUGGAGAGGAAGAACGUGGAGCUGACGGAGAGGGCCGAAUCUAUGGCCCGGGAGAUCCAGUAUCUAAAGGAGCUGAUGGAGGAAGUUCGCCAGACUAUGCAGAAAAAGGGCCUAACUGCUGACCCCUAGUGGUCAGGCUGUAGAUGGCAGAUGGAAAUGAGAUGGACUCAGCAGGUUUACUAAUUCAGGCUAUCAGUAAAGCAUGUCUUGGAAUCUAAUUCUACGCAUGUCUCAGCACUUGUGUUACACUCUUGUCAUGUAUUAAUCAUAAAAUGAGUAUUUCCCACACAGAAUAUAUAAACCUUUAUAAAGCUACUUUUAUAUGUACCUUCCUCCUAGCUAUGGACCUGUAGUCUAAACAUGAUAUAUGUAUUUUAAACAUUUUGUGUAUCAGUAUGUAGACUGAAUCUCUUAAUAAAGAGUCUUAAACCAAA
Messenger RNA from Cyprinodon tularosa, 1918 nucleotides. It is a transcript of the gene atf4b, whose product is annotated as activating transcription factor 4b. The record is from RefSeq and is a predicted model, not a curated record. Gene Ontology annotation, molecular function: DNA-binding transcription activator activity, RNA polymerase II-specific; RNA polymerase II transcription regulatory region sequence-specific DNA binding. Lineage: Eukaryota; Metazoa; Chordata; Actinopteri; Cyprinodontiformes; Cyprinodontidae. Gene Ontology annotation, cellular component: nucleus; ATF1-ATF4 transcription factor complex; ATF4-CREB1 transcription factor complex. The coding region runs from base 285 to 1613 and encodes 442 amino acids. Gene Ontology annotation, biological process: regulation of transcription by RNA polymerase II. The transcript is spliced from 3 exons.